Molecule: messenger RNA, 3292 nt
Organism: Cladophialophora immunda
Lineage: Eukaryota; Fungi; Ascomycota; Eurotiomycetes; Chaetothyriales; Herpotrichiellaceae
Exons: 1
Coding region: 257-3094 (945 amino acids)
Cellular component (GO): cytoplasm
Molecular function (GO): metal ion binding; glycerophospholipase activity
Source: RefSeq, a predicted model, not a curated record
GCUGGUCUCUCCCUGCAGUCUUCACAUCCUCAACCGUAUAUCGCAUCCCUCAGAUCUCUAUCAGAAGAGCGCCCUAUCGUAUAUCAUCGCUAUACUCCACCACCGACUGCAAGACUCAUUUGGCGACCUCGUGCCUUUCGAGCGGCUUCCCCUUAGCUAACCCUCAGCCUCACCCCCUCUCCCUAAUAAGGCGCCCAAUUUGCAUGCUGUCAUAUUGGAUCGAUUCCCAGCCCUGAUCAGGGCUGUCCGCAGGGGCAUGGCCGAAGCAGCCAACAAGUCCUCUCUGGCGAGCUCAAUCUUCUCGUGGUCCAGGAGCAGUACCCCUCCGCCCAAGUCACCGCUACCGAAACCAACCGAUGCAUCCCCAGCCCUCAAACAGUCGUCGGGUCUUGACCAUACUGUCAGUCUAAACCGAUCUCCAAGUCUCCGCAGGUAUCCCAAGGAUUGUCCUCCUCUCAAGCCGAGGUGGUACUACGCUGUCGACGUAGCCAAGCGGAAACCUUUCGCCCCAGACCCAACACCUGAGGAAAAGGCCAAACCGCCACCAGUCCCGAAGAAGUUGGUACCAUUCUCGGCCUCAGACUCCCAGAGCAUUGAGAAGGCUUAUCAGAGCCUUGCUCAACGGAACCAGAAUAGAGAUGGAGCUACCGAGCCCGCUUCCCUCACCACGGUCCCUGUGAACGAAGACUUUUUGUACGAUGUCGAUAUCGAGAAACGUGAACUCCUCCCUGCGUACUGGCUAGGCCCCGUCUACGAAGUCCGCAGAGGUACUUGGUUCUUCGCAGAAAAUCCACUGAGACCUUGCGACGAGAAUCUAGCGAAUCAACUCGAAGAAGGCUACAUCAAAGUAACUCCGUGGAGACGGUUAAACUUACAAUCUCCUCGUUCAGCAUCUCAACCCAGAACUCGGCCGAACUCGGCAAUUCUCGACGGCUCAACUGCUCAACCCCUGGGCAAGUCACCUCCUUCCCAGGAUGACAGUCAUCCUGCAGGCCCAAACACAUACCGCUUGUUCGGAACUCAUAUGAACACAACGGUCACAUACCUGGACGAUACUGUAGCCUAUCUGACAACGGAUGAUUUCCUCUCACGCGUCAGCAGUACUGUUUACGGCAGGUUUAUUGGAUAUGGUGGCACGAAGGUAGUUCGUGGUUGGUCUGAUACUAAGCUUGCCGAUCCGCCAAAGGUCGAUCAAAGAGACGAUUCCAAAUCGACCGAGCCGACCAGCUCCAAAGAGAAACGAAGGUCUGCCAAAAUCCCUCCAGAGGCUCCUGGCGCUGGAGAAGAUAAAGUUCAGGCAAAGAACAAAGACAACGUUGAGAAGCCUCGGCGGACUGCGUUGGAACGCCAGAUCUCGUCGCUAGCAGGCCUUCCUAGGGCUGACGAUUCCGACGACUUGGGUGAAGAGGAGGAAGCCCGAGAACAGGAAGAACGCGAGAUGGAAGACGCCAGGGAAAGAGAUGGAGAAGACCAAGCCAGACAGAUUGACCACUUGGUGCUCGUGACCCACGGCAUCGGCCAACGUCUCGGGCUUCGCCUCGACAGCAUCAACUUUGUCCACGAUGUCAACACUUUGCGCAAGACCAUGAAAGCUGUAUACGAAUCCGCCCCUGACUUACAGGCUCUAAGUGGGGAUCCGAAGAAUUGCAGAGUCCAAGUGCUUCCCAUCUGUUGGCGGCACAAGCUCGACUUCCCCAAGCAGAGUCUAAAGCAAAACCGCAAAGAGUAUGACAUUGGAGAUGCUGAUGCCUUGUUCGAUGAUGACUAUCCUUCAUUGCAAGACAUCACAGUGGACGGCGUACCAGCGGUGCGCAAUCUGAUUACCGAUUUGGCUCUGGACGUCCUCCUAUACCAGAGUGCUUACAGAGAACACAUCGCGUCCAUCGUACAAAAGGAGGCAAACCGAGUUUAUCACCUCUUCAAAGAACGAACGGGCUUCUCAGGAAAGGUUAGUUUCUGCGGCCAUUCUCUCGGAAGUGCAAUCUGCUUUGAUCUCCUGUGCAGACAGGAAGAAGAUCUCAAGACACGACCGAGACGGGUUUCCAGCAAAACAUCACGAGACCAUGGUAUUGAACAAAAAGACCUUCGUCUCGACUUUGAAGUGGAGAACUUCUUUGCGAUUGGCUCGCCGGUUGGUCUCUUCCAGAUGCUCAAGGGGAGGACGAUUGCAGCUCGACCUUCUCCCGGUGCCAGUGCAUUUGGAGCCACUGUCGUGCCGACAUCGCCAUUCGACCCGGACCCCAUGAGAAAUGACCCCUUUGACAGUGUUGCUUCGAAAUUGACCGCCGGCAACAGCUCCACCGGUCUGAUACCCAUUACUACCUCUUCACCCAAAUGUAAUGAACUGUUCAACAUCUUCCAUCCCACCGACCCUAUCGCUUAUCGCAUGGAACCACUCAUUUCACCAGCAAUGGCGCAGCUAAAAUCCCAACCCAUCCCCUACACCAAGAAAAACCUCUUUGCCGCUCCCGGUAUUUCAAACAUUUCUGAACGGGUUGGCCAGCAAAUCAUGUCGAGCUGGUACAAUCUUACCUCGGGUGUGGCGUCCAGUCUGAUUAAUAGAAGCCUGGGCAUUACUGGUGAGGAGCAAGCCCUGUCUCAGGACAAAGCCAAGGCCGUGAACGCGGUCAAAGAAGGCAGCCAAACAGGUCCUCAGCUCGACAUACCUGUGGCAGAUGAGAAGAAGCAGCAAGACGUCGCCGAGGCAGCCAAAUCGUCCCCGUCAACGGAAAAGGCGCCCACCCUCAUCGACUCGGAAAUGGAAACACUUUAUGCGGGUUUCCAGAAGCUUCAGGUUGUCACCGACGCAUCCGAUGACGAGGCUCAAGCACGCACUUCUACGGAGUUCCGCCAGUCGCAGGAGAGGGCGCGGAAGCUCAAGCGUGAAGAAGCCAAAGUACGAGCAUUGAACAGUAACGGCCGAGUCGAUUACCAUAUCCAAGAAGGCAUGUUUGAUGUGUCCUUGCUCGCUAGUAUCGCAAGUCACUUGAGCUAUUGGGCGGACGAGGAUGUCAAUCACUUCAUGGUUGGACAAAUGCUGAAAACGAAAGGCAGAGAGCGGGAGAGAGCUAGAGGAGCAGAGGACGCGUGGUGAUUGGAACGAGACGUUGGAUAGACCGUCUUGAGGCUCGAGACCUAUAUCCGGUGAUGUAAAUCCUGACCUUUACCGACUCUCUCUCUCUCUCUCUCUCAAACUUGGAACCCGAGUCGCGCUGCAUUGUCUCCGCUUCAUAGUGAUAUCCCCUAUAGAUCAAUCUUAUCUGUACUUUGUACAUCUCUGGAUCUAUCCCCC